UUCAUUGUUGAUUACUGCUUGUUACAGAUUUAAACCCGUUGUUGGAUUGAACGAUGGCUUCUCCUACGCCGUCUCUAGACUCGCUAUCCGGAUUCAACACGUUCGGCCCGGACUACAACAGAUCGUUAUCGUCCAGCCACUCGCCGACCGACUCAGACAGCAGCGCAUCGGGCGUGUCCACGGGCGGCAGCGGAACGAGCAACAACACCGGUCCGCGGAAAUGUCAGUUGUGCCAUGAGAUAUUCUCGAACCCACGAGUGCUGCCUUGUUUACACACGUUCUGUCACACGUGCCUAGAAAACAACCAGGACCAGCCGGAGAAGAUCACGUGCCCGAACUGCCAUCAGGAGUGCAUCCUUUCGAACCGCGGCAUAUCCGGCCUGUUGCCAGACUUCACUGUAAACGGGUCCAUCGAAGUCAACCCGGACAAGUUCGCGGGCGUGUGCAAGGGCUGCAAGAAUCUCAACACGAACGUGGUAGCCUAUUGCUACGAUUGUCAGCAGACGUUGUGCGCCAACUGCAUGAUGGCCCACCAGUUCAUGAACUGCUUCGAGGAUCAUCGCCUGCACGGCCUGACGUUCGACAACAGCGGCGACGACACCAAGAACGCGUUCGUGCCGACCAGCGUGGGCGAUCGCGUGGUGUUCUGUUCGCGUCACAAGAACGAGCCGCUCAAGUACUUCUGUCGCACGUGCAACGUACCGGUGUGCAAGGAGUGCACGCUGAGCGACCAUCAGUUUAGCAUGCAUGACGUGGAGCACCUGAGCGACAUCGGCGUCAAACUGCUGGACGUGCUGAACGGCACGGUGCAGGAGAGCAAGGCCAAGGCGACCGACAUCCGGAACAUGGUGAAGACCAUCGAGCACACGUCCAACAAGCUGCAGGUCCAGUACCACAAGGCCCAGAAUGAGAUCAACGAGACGUUCGCGUUCUACCGGUCGAUGCUCGAGGAGCGCAAGCAGGAGCUGCUCAAGGAGGUUGAGAGCGUGCACAGCGCCAAGCAAUUGACGCUCAACGAAGCGUCGCAGAAGGGACUGGAGGUGGUGGAUAAGAUCUACCAGACCGGCGAGUUCGUCGAUCGCCUGACCAAGAACGCCAACGUGGUGGAAUGUUUGCUGUUCAAGAAGCUGCUGGACUCUAAGUUGCAGUCGCUGAUGAGCUACGAGCCGGACAACAGCGUGCAGAACAUCUGCGACCUGGAAUUCGUGUCCAACUACCAGGCCAUCCAAGUGGGCGUGAGAAACACGUUCGGCUACGUGCGGUCCAGCACCGAGCUAGGCGUGAUCGGACCCGGCAAGCAGCCGCCGAUCGCUCGUCCGACCAACGGAUCGCUAAUGAAUGGUAACUCGACGAUGGUUAACGGUUGUUUGAACGGCAGCAGCAACGGCUGCGGCGGCGGUGGCGGCGGAGGACCAGCGGAUCUACUCCAGCACAACGGCGGCGGUACCGUGUCCAACGGCGGUAACGGCGUGAUAGAACGGCCGUACUCCAACGGUCUGACGUCGACCAGCCCGCUGUCCGGCCAGUACGACACGAACAACAUACUGUCGAAGCGUUUCAAUAGCGUCAACAGCCUGGGACCGUUUUCGGCCAGCGCGAUCGGCGACCUAAACCUGAACGCCAUUGGCAACAUGAACGGCAUGAACGGCAUGAGCGGCUUGAACACCAUCAACCCGUACGAGAAAUGGUCGAACGGCGGCAGCGGUGACAUAUUCCAGAACGGCAGCGCGGCUGACUUCCCGUUGACCAUCGACAACAACGAUUCCAUUCUGGACCUGUCCAGCAAAUUGUUCACCGCGUCCAUAUUCCCGCCCAAAUCGCAGAUCAAGCGGCACAAGAUGAUCUAUCACUGCAAGUUCGGCGAGUUCGGCGCCAUGGAGGGUCAGUUCACGGAGCCCAGUGGCGUGGCCGUGAACGCGCAGAACGACAUCAUCGUGGCGGAUACCAACAACCACCGGAUCCAGAUAUUCGACAAGGAGGGUAGGUUCAAGUUCCAGUUCGGUGAGUGCGGCAAACGGGACGGGCAGCUGUUGUACCCGAACCGCGUGGCCGUGGUAAAACCGUCCGGCGACAUAAUCGUCACUGAACGGUCGCCCACGCACCAGAUACAGAUCUACAACCAAUACGGGCAGUUCGUCCGCAAGUUCGGCGCCAACAUACUGCAGCAUCCCCGUGGCAUCACCGUCGACAAUAAGGGCCGCAUCGUAGUGGUCGAGUGUAAGGUGAUGCGCGUCAUCAUAUUCGACCAGGCCGGCAACGUGCUCGUCAAGUUCGGCUGCUCCAAGCACCUGGAGUUCCCCAACGGUGUGGUGGUCAAUGACAAACAGGAGAUAUUCAUAUCCGACAACCGCGCGCACUGCGUCAAGGUGUUCAACUACGAGGGCCAGUACCUGCGGCAAAUCGGCAGCCAGGGCAUCACCAACUAUCCGAUCGGUGUGGGCAUAAACGCCUCCGGCGAGAUACUCAUCGCCGACAAUCACAACAAUUUCAAUCUGACCAUAUUCACCCAGGAGGGACAGCUGGUUUCUGCCCUCGAGUCCAAAGUCAAACACGCCCAGUGCUUCGACGUCGCUCUCAUGGACGACGGGUCCGUCGUGCUGGCCAGCAAAGACUAUCGGCUUUACAUCUACCGUUACAUUCAAAUACCUCCGAUGUUAAUGUAGAUCUCAUUUUAAGCAUUCCUAAAUUGAAUCAAGUCGCCAUGAAAAACGAAAUGAAAAAAAAAAAA
Messenger RNA from Sipha flava (yellow sugarcane aphid), 2728 nucleotides. It is a transcript of the gene brat, whose product is annotated as brain tumor protein. Lineage: Eukaryota; Metazoa; Arthropoda; Insecta; Hemiptera; Aphididae. The transcript has a single exon. The coding region runs from base 54 to 2663 and encodes 869 amino acids. The record is from RefSeq and is a predicted model, not a curated record. Gene Ontology annotation, biological process: negative regulation of translation. Gene Ontology annotation, molecular function: mRNA 3'-UTR binding; translation repressor activity; zinc ion binding.